Molecule: messenger RNA, 330 nt
Organism: Prorocentrum cordatum
Lineage: Eukaryota; Dinophyceae; Prorocentrales; Prorocentraceae
Source: the annotation of a GenBank genome assembly
AUGAGAAAGCGCGACAAGUGUAACAUUUGGAGAUGCAAGCACACGUGCGUUGCCACUGGAAGCUUCUGGCCGCGGCAGUGGCUCAUCGACACUGGCGUCGCGGAGGACGGCUUUGUUUGCCAGCGGUGCGAUGCCGGAGUGCCAAUAGCUCCGUUCCGUAUGCGUUGGUUGUGCAGCGGCAGUGCAGAUGUUGGAGCUUGCGUGGACGCGCGGGACUUGGAGGAUGCCACCGCGAGGGGUCACGAGAGCGUGCUUCGCUGCUGGCGUCGUGGCCUGGUGCCGGCGAGCUUGACGCAGUCGCGAACGCCACCAGUGGCCGAUGAGUUCUGA